UGAGGCUGAAGUAUACUUUCCCCGUUUUCCAUCCCUUACCGUAAUCCAAACAAGUCCACACAUUCUCAACUAGAUUAAUAUCAACCGCGUGUACACACACGCGCCUAAUACUCGCGUGUAAAAGAAUUUCGUUUUGGCGGUUUCACGUUCAUGCCCGUCACUUCAAAAAGUUUGCCAUGUCCGAAACUGUUUAAAAACCAACUCUCCUCCUUCACGUUUCAUCAUUUCUCCGUUUCAACUUCUUUUCAGUUUCUCUCCCUUUCUCCUUCUCUUCCACAAACCCUAACGCACACUGCAAAUUUCGCUCUCUGCAUUUUUUUCUACUUCACUCCAUGACAACCGAUUCUACCAUCGCCGUUCCUGUUUCCUCGAACGAUUGCGUCUCUUCCGAUCGGAAAUUCCUCAAGCACAUCCGUGAUAACGUUCACGGCAACAUCUUUCUCGAGCCUAUUUUCUUGAAGUUUGUUGACACAGAGCAAUUUCAAAGACUUCGUGAUUUGAAGCAACUUGGCCUAAGUCAUAUGGUUUACCCUGGGGCUGUACAUUCUCGUUUUGAACAUUCAUUAGGUGUUUAUUGGCUUGCUGGCAAAGCUAUUGAUAUCAUUAAAAAAUACCAGGGCCCCGAGCUUGGUAUUGAAAAAUUUGAUGUGUUGGCAGUAAAACUUGCUGGUUUACUGCACGAUGUUGGUCAUGGGCCCUUCAGCCACACUUUUGAGCGUGGGUUCCUUCCCCUAGUUCUUAAUGGCUCUACUUGGUCUCAUGAGGAAAUGUCUGAGAAAAUGAUAGACUACAUUGUUGAUCAACACAAUAUUGAUUUAGAUCCUCAACUCCUCAAAAAAGCAAAGGAAAUGAUCACUUCUAGCUCUGACCAUCCUCCUCCACAAAGAGAAAAUCAGUUCUUAUAUGAUAUUGUUGCAAAUGGUCGCAAUGGAAUUGAUGUUGACAAAAUUUGCAGGUUUGACUACAUUGUUCGUGAUUCACGUGCAUGUGGCCUAGGGUGCAACUUUCAGCCGGAAAGAUUGAUGGAGACCAUGCAAGUUUUGGAUAAUGAAAUUUGUUAUCGUGCUCAAGAUUAUCUGACAAUUCACAAGUUAUUUGCAACCCGUGCUGAUUUGCAUCGAACAGUCUAUACACAUGCAAAAGUAAAGGCUAUAGAGUUGAUGGUCAUUGAUGCAUUGGUGAAAGCAAGUCCAUAUCUUCCUAUUGCAUCCUCUAUUGAUCAACCAUGUGACUUUUGGAAGUUAGAUGACACUAUUCUUAAAACAAUUGAGACUUCUUCCCAGCAAGAGUUGAAGGAGUCCAGAGACUUGAUUCUGCGCAUUCACAGAAGAGAUCUUUACCAGUUCUGCAAUGAAUUCUCUGUUCCCAAAGAAAUUGUCAACAACUUCAAAAGCAUCACACCCCAAGACAUUGUUUGUUCCCAGACGAAUGGCUCCAAUUUGAAAGAAGACGAUGUUGUUGUGAGCAAUGUUAAAAUUGAUUUAACACGUGGGACGAAAAACCCUCUUGAAAGAAUUAAAUUUUUCAAGGACUACGAGAGUAAUGAAAAAUUUCCAAUCCAAAAGGAGCAAAUCAGUCAUUUGUUGCCAGCAUUUUACAAAGACAUCAUAGUGCGAGUAUACAGUAAGAAGCCUGAACUGGUGGAAGCUGUUUCUAAGGCUUUCGAAAAUUAUCAGCUCAAGACAUUUGGAAGGAAUGCACAAGUGCACGAAACCCCUGAGAAGAAGCGUCUUAAGUAUAAGACCUACCCUACUGGAUUUGAUCAUGUAGACAUCUACUAGUCUACUAGUGGUCCCAAAUAUUUACCAUAUCCAAUAUAAUGCAGUGGAUGGUACAAAGUCCUACUAGUUUCUUAAUUCUUGCUAUUUAGUCAACCAGAGGGGGGUACAUUUAGGGAAAAUGUAGUAUAUGAAUAUAUAAAAUGAAUGAUGUUAAGAUCUACCUUACUAGUGAUCAAAAUUGUGUUUUGAUUA
Molecule: messenger RNA, 1973 nt
Organism: Vicia villosa (hairy vetch)
Lineage: Eukaryota; Viridiplantae; Streptophyta; Magnoliopsida; Fabales; Fabaceae
Exons: 19
Coding region: 333-1781 (482 amino acids)
Biological process (GO): dGTP catabolic process
Cellular component (GO): nucleus
Molecular function (GO): dGTPase activity
Source: RefSeq, a predicted model, not a curated record